Molecule: messenger RNA, 620 nt
Organism: Asparagus officinalis (garden asparagus)
Lineage: Eukaryota; Viridiplantae; Streptophyta; Magnoliopsida; Asparagales; Asparagaceae
Exons: 4
Coding region: 91-375 (94 amino acids)
Source: RefSeq, a predicted model, not a curated record
GAGAGAGAUACUUUGGGGGCUUUUUUUGUGAAUUUCUUCAAAAAAAAAAAGAAAAAGAAAAAAGAAAAGAAAAGAAAAAAGAAUAACCGCAUGGGUCUGAGCAGCGGUAGCAAGACUGUAUCAGCGUCCGCCUGCGCUCAGCUCAGGGCUGCAUAUCACGAUUGCUUCAAUCGGUGGUAUUCAGAUAAAUUCUUGAAGGGGCAAUGGGACAAAGAGGAGUGCGUUGCCGAGUGGGAUAAGUACAGAGCUUGCCUUGCUCAACAUCUAGAAGACAAACAUUUGAGAAGUAUCUUACUGGGAGCAGAAGCAUCUGGAUAUACUAAUACCAGUGAUGGUUUCAGUUCUGUGGAUACUGAUGGAGAUUUUCGACAAUAAUCAUACAUAAGAGGGGGAAAAGUCGACAUUUGAGAGCCACUAGUAGUCAUGAAGUGGUAAGACUCAUAGAACAGCUGGAAUGGAAACCCCGGAGCAAUCGGGCUUAGAUUGAUUAUCAGACAUUUGUAACAUUAUUUGAUGGAAAUGAAACAGGCUGAGCAUUCAAAUUGACAGUUGAAUUUUCUAUUGCAAGAAUGUGAUGGUGUAGUCUUAAAUGCUUUAGGAUGGAAUUUUCUCUUUGUGCA